Molecule: messenger RNA, 1350 nt
Organism: Rotaria sp. Silwood1
Lineage: Eukaryota; Metazoa; Rotifera; Eurotatoria; Philodinida; Philodinidae
Source: the annotation of a GenBank genome assembly
AUGAACACAUCUACGAACCAAGUCGAAUCCGAUGUCGUAGAUAAAUGCAUCAAUUCUGAAAACGACGUGGUCAUCGAUAUUGAAUUAUGUCACCUUACAACAUUAGACAGUGGUACACGAAAUGAAGUACCAAUCAUGGCAUCCACCAAUGAUAAUAUAUGCUCUCAAGACACAAUAACAUUAAGACAUGGUGAAAUAGAAGAUUCAAAACACGCUAAUACGACAGAACAACGAAUGGUUGAAUCCAGUGCUGCUGCUCAUGAUUUAAAUACUCUCACAAAACUUGACAUUCCACAACAUGCCGAAUCAGUCCGUAUUGCACAACAGCAGAAUCCAACUGAUAUUCAACUACCAUCGUUUUGGUCGCUAAAAGGUCUCCGCACUCGAUGGACUGAUCCUUUGUUCCGAAAAAUGUUAUGGAAUGUAUUCCUAUUGGCAUGUUCAUGGAGUCUUGGUCAAGCGGUAAAUUAUAUUCAAAUAAGUACGACUACGAUAGCGGCCACAAGUUUUACCAAUUCGCAUUUGGCUACAAUACCUAUCGGCUUAAUGCUUUUAAUUGGUACCGUUUUGUCUAUAUUUUUGCCCCGUGCUAUAGCUCGUUUUGGAUACCGACGAUCAUUCUUUUUUGGUGCUCUAAUGGGUGUCAUCGGAGCUGGACUUAGCAUUGUGGCAGCAUGGCAUAAGCUCUAUUGGUUGUUGAUUGUGAGUGCUGGAUUUGUAGGUGGACAAUUGCCGUGCACAUUGUACUAUCGUCUAGUGGCAUUGCAGUUUUCGACGCAAGAAUUUGCUCCAAAAGCCAUUGCAAUGGUCAUAGCCGGUGGUUGUUUCUCUGCGGUACUCGGGCCAGAAAUUGCUACACAUACAGUAAACAUACUGCCGAAGCCGUACAGUGGAGCUUAUGUAGUAACAUUAGGCGAAUGCUUGCUACUUCUGCUCCUUAUGACAAUUAUCCAGUUCCCCCAAGUGAAGAAGGAAUGUGCCGCACAUAUAUCAAGUUCAUCAUCAACGACAAUGAACAGUAAUUCUAGUCUAGGUGGUCGUUCAAUAUUUGUAAUAGCUGGCCAACGAACAUUUCUGGUUGCCACUUUUGUUGGCUUCGUAUCAUGGUCAUCAAUGUCCAUUCAAAUGUCGGCUACACCUCUAGCAAUGAAUGGCGUUGGUUACAGUUUUCGUCAAAUAAUAACUGCUAUCGAAUGCCAUCUUUUAGGCAUUUGGUUUCGUUGGAAAAGUAUUGUUGAUGAAGAUGUAAAUAUUGAAUCAUACGAAUUAUCAGAUAUAAUUGAUGUUGCAAAAUAUGAUUAUAAGAUUUAUCCAACAUAUCGUAUAGAAUAUGUUGAGGAAUUACGUUAA